This is a messenger RNA of Penicillium argentinense, 1413 nucleotides long. Its product is annotated as MDR family MFS transporter. The record is from RefSeq and is a predicted model, not a curated record. Lineage: Eukaryota; Fungi; Ascomycota; Eurotiomycetes; Eurotiales; Aspergillaceae. Gene Ontology annotation, biological process: transmembrane transport. Gene Ontology annotation, molecular function: transmembrane transporter activity. The coding region runs from base 1 to 1413 and encodes 470 amino acids. The transcript is spliced from 2 exons.
AUGGACUUAAGCAUGGUUCAACUAAUCCCGGCCUUAAGGUCACCACUCGAACGGGGCCGGCCCAAUAUACGCCCCGAGUUGGCGUUCUCCCUGGGAAAGGUUCUAAUCUUCGAAAUCGGUUCUCUCAUCUGUGCUGUCGCACCAUCAAGCACUGUCCUCAUCGUCGGACGAGCCAUUGCAGGCAUUGGCGUCGCGGGCAUCUUCUCUGGCGCCAUGGUCAUUAUUGCCGUCACCGUCCCGCUACCAAAGAGACCUCUCGUCUUUGGUGCAUUUGGUAUGGUCUGGGGCAUUGCCUCCAUCGCCGGACCGUUGCUUGGCGGCGCAUUCACAGAUGGCAUUACAUGGAGAUGGUGCUUCUAUAUUAACCUGCCCAUCGGCGGCCUUUCCAUCGCCGUUAUUCUCCUGGUCCUUCGCGUGCCCAACAAGAAUGAGUUCACUGGAACCUCUGUUUUGAGCAGAAUCAAGCAGCUGGAUCUCAUCGGUGCCAGUCUGCUCAUUCCAGCGAUCGUUUGUCUCCUGCUUGCCCUGCAGUGGGGAGGAAACAAAUACCCGUGGAACAAUUCUCGCAUUAUCGGACUAUUUGUCGGCUUCGGCCUGAUGAUUAUUCUCUUCGUCGCCUCGCAGCUCUAUCUCGGAGAAAAAGCGACGCUACCACCACAUAUUUUGAAGAAACGAACUGUCGCUGCGGCCUCAUUGUACGCCCUGUUCUUCGGUGGCGCGUUCUUCUUGCUGGUCUACUACGUGCCCAUCUACUUCCAGAGUGUCAAGGGAUCUUCAGCAAUGAAGUCGGGUAUCCAGCUUCUGCCGCUGAUGUUAGCGACCGUCGUUUCCUCCGUUGUCUUCGGUGGUUUGAUCACGGCUGUCGGAUACUACACACCAUUCUUGAUUGGCAGCACCGCAAUUGCCGCGAUUGGAACCGGCCUGAUCACCAUGUUUGAUGUCGACAUCUCCACCGGCAAGUGGAUCGGAUACCAGAUUGUUGUUGGAGCGGGCGUGGGUGCAGGAUUCCAAGUCCCCAUGACGGCCGUUCAAACCGUCCUGGCACCGGAGGAUAUCCCGGUCGGCACAGCGGCCGUGAUGUUCUUCCAGACUCUCGGUGGUGCUCUGUUCAUUGCCGUGGGUCAAUCUGUCUUCCAGAACGGAUUGAUCAGUGGGAUCUCCAAGUACACGACUGAUGUGAACCCUGUUGCCAUUGUUGGCGCCGGCGCCACUGAGAUGCGCAAGGUACUCGGCGACCUUGGUAAAUUGGACCAGCUGGAUGGCGUUAUCAAAGCCUACAUGAGCGGAUUGAGAGACUCGUACCGCGUGAGUCUGGCGCUCAUGAUUGUUGCGUUUGUGGCGAGUCUCUUCGUGGAGUGGAAAAGUGUGAAAAAGGCUGGCGAGAACAAAGAGGCAGCUGUUCCGGCGCUGUGA